UGUGCUAUGGUCAAUGGUCAUUGAUUUGUUGGGGUUAAUAAAUAAGAAUAUUUCUUAAGAUAUAAAACAAAUAAGCAAAAUGGAUAUUUAGAUUUAGCAAUUUACAUUAAGAUAUUCUAUUUUUAAUUCAAAUAUUUAAAAAACAACAAUGGGUGAGCCGGGAAACCUACCUCCACCUCAAAUGAUCAUGAAUCCAGAAGUCAUGCAAAUGCCUCCAGGUACGGGACCUGAAAUUAUACUUAUGAUGCCGGGUCCGCCACCAGAAUCAAUGUUGGGUACUCCACCACCAGGAUUUGGACCUCCAGGUACUCAAGGAUGGACAAACGACGACUUUGGUAGUGUAAACCCACCCAUGAUGCAGCAACCUCCACCUAUUAACGAAAAGCAGUUACCUUCCUUACUGUCGCUAAAAGUCGACCCACCGGAGCAGUUAGUUGAGGGUGGUAAUUCCGAAGUCGUCCUGCCUCAAGCGUUGGAAGAAGUGCUAGCUCUUAAAAAUCAAAGAGCGCUGGAACUCGGCACCGAAAUUGACGGAGGCAGUGAAACAGCGCCAGUGCAGAAAGAGUCGGAACGGGAACCGUUGUGGGAGAAAGAUGAUAAUGUGGAUACGGUAAUAGACACUGAACUAGUAGAAGAUUCGAACCAAAAGGACAAAGAUUCUAAAGUUAGUAAAAACAAGAAGAAAAAAAAGAGAAAGAAAAACAAGAAAACCAGAGAAAACGAGGAGAAACAGAAAGGAACCGCGAAAGAAAAUGAAGAAAUCGAGGAAUUAGACACGCCAAAGGGCGAUGUUGAAAUCGAGUACGUUCAAGAAUCCAUAGGGCUGCACGAGCUUGCGCCGCAAUAUCGGCAGUUCUACAGCAUUUUCGAAUCGUUCAAAAUAUCGGACCAGAAGGCGGACAUAGCGCCCCCUAUGCUCGCCACCCCUACCUCACUGUCGAGCAAAGCUAUCAUGGCCAACGACGACCUCUUAGAGGACAUCGAGGACGCCGACGAUAAAAAGCUGGAAGACAAGUCGAAACUGUCCAAGAGGAAAAUGAAGAAACUGACGAGGUUGAGCGUGGCCGAGCUGAAGCAGCUGGUGCACAGGCCGGACGUGGUCGAAAUGCACGACGUUACCGCCAGGGACCCCAAGCUGCUCGUGCAGCUGAAGGCGCACCGGAACACUGUCCAGGUUCCGAGGCACUGGUGCUUCAAACGUAAAUACCUUCAGGGCAAAAGGGGUAUAGAGAAGCCGCCGUUCAAUCUCCCCGAUUUCAUUAAAAAAACUGGGAUCAUGGAAAUGCGGGCCUCCCUUCAGGAUAAGGACGAGUCUAAAACGUUGAAGGCUAAGAUGAGGGAAAGGACGAGGCCGAAGCUGGGGAAAAUCGAUAUCGAUUAUCAGAAGCUGCACGACGCCUUUUUCAAGUGGCAAACGAAACCGAAAAUGACGAUCCACGGCGACCUCUACUACGAGGGCAAAGAAUUCGAAACCAGGCUGAAGGAGAAGAAACCCGGGGACCUGUCGGAGGAACUGCGCACGGCUCUCGGGAUGCCCGUGGGGCCCAACGCCAAUAAAGUUCCGCCGCCGUGGCUGAUCGCCAUGCAGAGAUACGGUCCGCCUCCGAGUUAUCCCAAUCUGAAGAUCCCCGGCCUGAACGCCCCAAUUCCCGAGGGGUGCUCCUUCGGUUACCAUGCCGGAGGUUGGGGUAAACCUCCGGUGGACGAAAACGGCAAGCCGCUGUACGGCGAUGUGUUCGGAACGAACACCAGCAACAUUGACGAUAUCGGGGAGGACCCGAACGUCGACAGAUCGCUUUGGGGUGAACUGGAGUCCGAGUCGGAGGAAGAGAGCGAAGAGGAAGAGGACGAGGAGGAAAAGGACAGUCAGAACGUUGUAGACGACUCGGGACUGGUCACGCCAGCAGAAGGACUUGUGACGCCUAGCGGUCUCACUAGUAUCCCGGCCGGUAUGGAAACGCCGGAGGCCAUCGAGCUGAGGAAGAAGAAGAUAGAAAACGAGAUGGACGGAGCAGAGACGCCGGUACUGUACCACAUCAUCCCAGAGAAGAGGAACGAGAGAAUCGGCAACGCCAUGAUGGCCAGCAGCCACGUGUACGACAUGAGCAACGUGGGCGGCGCGGGACCUCCUCCCGUCAUUUCCAGAAGGACGGAUCGCGAGGGAAUGGUGGAAUUGGCCCUGGAUCCCUCGGAACUGGACAUGGACAGCGACGCCAUGGCCGUGAGGUACGAGCAACAGAUGAGGGAGAACCAGUCGCAGCUGCAGAAGGAGGACCUCAGCGAUAUGCUGGCCGAGCACGUCGCAAAACAAAAGAGCAAACGUAAACGUCAGCAACAGGACACGAAACAAACAAAGAAAUAUAAAGAAUUUAAAUUUUAAGAAUUCCCAUGUAAAAAAUUUAAGUAAAAUCUUGUCCGCUAUGGAUUUGGUGUUUUUGUAUGUAUCGCUAGAAUUAAAGCUAAAAUA
Molecule: messenger RNA, 2467 nt
Organism: Anoplophora glabripennis (Asian longhorned beetle)
Lineage: Eukaryota; Metazoa; Arthropoda; Insecta; Coleoptera; Cerambycidae
Gene: Sf3b2
Product: splicing factor 3B subunit 2
Exons: 11
Coding region: 149-2380 (743 amino acids)
Biological process (GO): mRNA splicing, via spliceosome
Cellular component (GO): catalytic step 2 spliceosome; U2 snRNP; nucleus
Source: RefSeq, a predicted model, not a curated record